CUGACCGGUGAUGAUCCACAGCAGGAUACACUGACCUCUGAAGGUGGAUUGGACACUUACACCAUUCGACCAGUCGUAGGAAGAACUAGACAUAAAAUAAAUAUGAACUGUGAUAUAGACAUGCUGAUAGGCCUACUGGAACUCAAGAAGGCUUAUUUAGAGCUGAUUUUACAGUUCAAUUUACAGCUUGAAAAAUACAAAAGACAAUCAGAUGAAAGGAAACGAUUACUAAAGGUUGUAAUAGAAAACUGCAAGAAUGAAACUGUUAUGCAGUGGCUGAGAGAAAAUGAAGAGUCUGUCACCUUCAGCAAACUUGUAGACAUGUUUCAUUUCUGGAAAAAACAUAUUGAUGAGGAGGAAAAGAAGAACCACGGUGACAAUGUUGACAUCACCUUUGUGGCACAUGGAGCCAUCAAAGACUUCAUGAUUCCAGCCAGCUGUCUGCUGCCUCUACCCACCAUCACUGAUGUGGUCCUGUAUGCUCCCUGGAACUGUGUCACUGCUGGUGACGAAUACGGCAUUGCAACAGGACGAAUACAGCCUCGACACAGAGUUUUCUACUGCGUGAAAGGGAAAGGCUGUACAAUUCCUGAUGAAAUGCAUCGACCAGUGGAACUACCAGACCACUGGAACUCAAUGAAGAAGGCUGGAGGAUGCAAAAUUCCAAACAUCACCGUUAGCCCUCUUCAACCAGAGGAGGGUGUGUUGGAAUACUAUGAACUUUGCAAAAAAACAUAUGGUCCACCAGGCAGAAACCGCAUUUUCAUCCCAUUCAUCCUCCCAGAAAAGGAAAGUGUCCAGUUCUCUGUGGUCAUGUUGGCCCUAUCCCUGGUUCUCCUGUCCUCCAGAUUUAAAGCCACUGUCCACUUAAGUGCCUGUCUAGGUGAUCAAUCUACUGGACAGAAAUUUGACAAGGAGCAACUAAAGAAGCAGUAUGCCUACACUAUUGACAACACCUCAAUGAAAGUUUCACUAGACAUGCUCAAUGAAACAUGGAUAGAUUAUUUGAAGCGUUGGUUUGGUGUUUAGACAUCCUCCAUGUCUCCAAACUGUUGAAAACUGAAUGAGAAAAUAUUGAAUUGAAAUUCCAGUACAGGACAACUCUAUUACAACGGCAAUGCUACUAUGCUGAUAUUUAGCAAAUCUGGCUAAGGCUAAUGAUGGAAUGAGAUAAACAUUCAGUGCAAAUAUGAAACAUCAAAGUUGUAUGAUUCAUCCUGAAGGGACCAUGACUGUCUGGACCAACUUAUAUCACAAUCCAUGCAAUAGUUGUUGAGAUAUUUAUGGACCACAGUGGAGGAAAGGCAGACACUUUCAAGAUUCAGAGCUGUAUGACUAUAAAACACUGAACAUACCCUCAGGAUUUAUUUGACUCACUAGUGAGUUUCAGUGAACAUAGAGUGUAGCUGUGUACAGCUGACAUGGACCUGGUGGUUCAGUUUGCACAUGGAGAUUUAUUUUCUAGGAUAUUGCCCCUAGAGUUCUCCAAAGGGCGCAGCUCCAGGUUGCAUCUGAUUUUCAUGACACAUUUACAGUUUUGAUUAUUUCAAAAGUUAAACAGCUGUACAAAAUUAUUAGAAUAUGUGCCAAAAUUAUUAGUAAAUGUGAUUAAAAGUUAAUUAGUGUUUUAUUUCACCUUAUGCAAAUUAGUGUUUUAUGUUGAUGACUGACAGACACUUCCAGGAAAAGUGUUGACUAUAUGUGCUUAAAGAUGUACAUUUUACAUUAUCGGAAACUUUGUGUUCACAAUCAAAUAUGAAGA
Alosa sapidissima (American shad) is the source of this 1762-nucleotide messenger RNA. RefSeq lists its product as uncharacterized. Lineage: Eukaryota; Metazoa; Chordata; Actinopteri; Clupeiformes; Clupeidae. The coding region runs from base 103 to 1029 and encodes 308 amino acids. The record is from RefSeq and is a predicted model, not a curated record. The transcript is spliced from 4 exons.